Hibiscus syriacus is the source of this 768-nucleotide messenger RNA. Its product is annotated as transcription factor MYB82-like. Lineage: Eukaryota; Viridiplantae; Streptophyta; Magnoliopsida; Malvales; Malvaceae. The record is from RefSeq and is a predicted model, not a curated record. The transcript has 3 exons. Bases 1 to 717 code for a protein of 238 amino acids.
AUGGUGAAUCGUACGGAAAAGAAGGCACACCCUAAAAGAGGUUUAUGGAAACCAGAAGAAGACUUGAUCUUGAAAAACUAUGUAGAGGCUUACGGAGAAGGCAACUGGGCAACCGUGUCUAAGAGAUCAGGGUUGAUGAGGGGAGGGAAAAGUUGCAGACUUCGAUGGAAGAAUUACUUAAGACCAAACAUCAAACGAGGAGGAAUGUCCAAGGAGGAAGAAGACCUUAUUAUCCGAAUGCACAAGCUUCUCGGUAACCGAUGGUGUUUAAUUGCCGGUAGACUUCCCGGUCGGACCGACAACGAGGUGAAGAACUAUUGGAAUACACAUUUGAACAAGAAAGCCCCUUUAGGCGAAAAAAGAAAAACUAUCGACUCAAACGCACAACACUACGACGGUAUCGAGGAUCGCGACAGCAAGAAACCGAGGCAAUCGCAUGAUUUGGACGAAAACAAAGAAGCGAACGGAGACGAUAACGUCGGUGUUCGAGACGUCACCGCCGGUGCGUGGAUGGAACGUGUGGUUCGGUUCCUCGACUACGAGUACGAGUUCGAUUACGAGACGGUGGGAACACCAUUGACGAUGCACCACAAUUACUCAAAUCUCGUGUUGGAUGAAGAGCCUUUCGCAUCCUACAUGGACCCCUUUGUUCUGUUUGAAGCAUUUGGGACGAUUGAUUCCGAUGUGGGAUUGGGAAUCAAAUCACUCUUGCCUUAAAAGAUACGGUAUUUAUUUAACAUGGACCACCUGAGCAGACCACUUUGCUAG